AAAAGUGGGUUCUGGGGAGCAAACUCUGCUGGCAAGGCAAGACUUCACCGACAGCCAUCUCCCUGGCCCCCUGCGCGUUUAAUGUUCUGAAGCUGUGCUCAUCUUUUCCUUCGCAGGGAUGAAGGUGGAAGAGAAGGCUGGGGACAGAAAGCUGGAUCCUACAAUCUACAGGAGGAGACAGCCAGGCCAAGAUUUCCCUUCGAUACACAUUGGGUUUCCAGUGCCCAGUUGCUCUCAAAGGAAAAGUGACUCAAAGGGACAUCUUUCAGGCCUGCAAAAAGUCCAGUGGGUCCUGCAGCCAGACAAACCACAGCAGGAGCUGCUUGGCCCAGGGCUCAGGGCCAGCAGCCGGGGAGGCGGCGUGGAUUUUACCAAAAGGACCCGGUCUCCGGCUGCUGAGCAGCUACAGGACAUCCUGGGGGAGGAAGAUGAGGCUCCCAACCCCACCCUCUUCACAGAGAUGGACACUCUACAGCAUGAUGGGGACCAGAUGGAGUGGAAGGAGUCGGCCAGGUGGAUAAAAUUUGAAGAAAAGGUGGAGGAAGGAGGAGAACGCUGGAGCAAGCCCCAUGUGUCCACACUGUCCUUGCACAGCCUCUUUGAGCUCCGCACCUGCCUGCAGACAGGGACGGUGCUGCUGGAUCUGGACAGCAGCUCCCUACCGCAGAUCAUAGAUGAUGUCAUUGAGAAGCAGAUAGAGGAUGGGCUUCUGCGACCAGAGCUCCGGGAAAGGGUCAGCUACGUGCUCCUGAGGAAGCAUCGUCACCAAACCAAGAAGCCCAUCCACCUCUCCCUUGCAGACAUUGGGAAGUCGGUCUCCACUACACAUCGCAGCUCGGCCAGGAGUCCCUCGGCAGGCCCGACUCUGCGCCGCUCCACCGAGGACCUGAGGAUUCGGCAAAGCACCAGCUAUGGACAUCUGUAUCACGCCCAGAGUAGAAGCAUGAAUGACAUCUCUCAUACCCCAAACACGGACCAGCGGAAAAACAAAUUCAUGAAGAAGAUCCCCAAGGACUCGGAAGCCUCCAACGUGCUUGUGGGCGAGGUGGACUUCCUGGACCAACCGUUCAUUGCAUUUGUUCGCCUCGUCCAGUCUGCCAUGCUGGGAGGGGUGACAGAAGUGCCUGUCCCCACCAGAUUUCUGUUCAUUCUUCUGGGACCCUCUGGGAGAGCAAAGUCCUAUAAUGAAAUUGGCCGAGCCAUUGCGACCCUCAUGGUGGAUGACCUCUUCAGCGAUGUGGCUUAUAAAGCCCGGAACCGGGAAGAUCUGAUUGCAGGAAUUGACGAAUUUCUAGAUGAGGUCAUUGUCCUUCCCCCUGGAGAAUGGGAUCCGAACAUCAGAAUUGAGCCGCCCAAGAAGGUGCCCUCGGCUGACAAGAGGAAAUCUGUGUUCUCUUUGGCAGAGCUGGGCCAGAUGAACGGCUCUGCGGGCGGAGGCGGUGCCUCGGCUGGAGGAGGCGGCGGUGGCGGAGGGGCUGGAGGUAGCGGGGCCGGCGGAGUGGGCAGUGGCGACGAGGCUGAGAUGCCAGCUAUGCAUGAAAUCGGAGAGGAGCUGAUCUGGACCGGAAGGUUCUUUGGGGGCCUUCGCCUGGAUGUCAAGAGGAAGCUGCCCUGGUUCCCAAGUGACUUCUAUGACGGCUUCCACAUCCAGUCCAUCUCGGCUGUUCUGUUCAUCUACCUCGGCUGUAUCACCAACGCCAUCACCUUUGGUGGGCUUCUGGGGGAUGCCACAGACAAUUAUCAGGGAGUAAUGGAGAGCUUCCUGGGCACUGCCAUGGCUGGUGCCUUGUUCUGCCUCUUCUCGGGGCAGCCCCUCAUCAUCCUCAGCAGCACCGGGCCCAUCCUCAUCUUCGAGAAGCUCCUCUUUGACUUCAGCAAGGCCAAUGGCCUGGACUACAUGGAGUUCCGCCUCUGGAUCGGCCUGCACUCAGCCAUCCAGUGCCUUAUCCUGGUGGCCACAGACGCCAGCUUUAUCAUCAAGUAUAUCACCCGGUUCACCGAGGAGGGGUUCUCCACCCUCAUCAGCUUCAUCUUCAUCUACGAUGCCAUCAAAAAGAUGAUCGGUGCCUUCAGUUAUUAUCCCAUCAACACGGACUUCAAGCCUGACUCCAUCACCACCUACAAAUGCGAGUGUGUCGCUCCUGACGCAGUGAACACAACCACGCUCAAUGCCUCAGCCUCACUGGCACCAGACACCAACACGUCUCUGUACACCCCCCUUAACCUCACAGCGCUGGACUGGUCCCUGCUGAGCAAGAAGGAGUGUCUGAGCUACGGUGGGCGCCUGCUAGGGAACUCCUGCCGGUUCAUCCCAGACCUGGCACUCAUGUCCUUCAUCCUUUUCUUCGGGACUUACUCCAUGACCUUGACUCUGAAGAAAUUCAAAUUCAGCCGCUAUUUUCCUACCAAGGUCCGGACCCUGGUGGCUGACUUUUCCAUUGUUUUCUCCAUCUUGCUGUUCUGUGGAAUCGAUGCCUGUUUUGGCCUGCAAACCCCCAAGCUGCAUGUGCCUAAUGUCAUCAAGCCCACCCGGCCUGACCGAGGCUGGUUUGUUGCCCCCUUUGGGAAGAACCCUUGGUGGGUGUACCCAGCGAGCAUCCUGCCCGCCCUCCUGGUGACCAUCCUGAUCUUCAUGGACCAGCAGAUCACCGCUGUCAUUGUCAACCGGAAGGAGAACAAGCUAAAGAAGGCCGCGGGCUACCAUCUGGACCUGUUCUGGGUGGGCAUCCUCAUGGCUCUGUGCUCUUUCACGGGGCUGCCCUGGUACGUGGCUGCCACGGUCAUCUCCAUUGCCCACAUCGACAGCCUCAAGAUGGAGACAGAGACCAGUGCCCCGGGGGAGCAGCCGCAGUUCCUGGGAGUCAGGGAGCAGAGAGUGACCGGUGUCCUGGUCUUCAUCCUGACAGGCAUCUCCGUCUUCCUGGCUCCCAUCCUAAAGUACAUCCCCAUGCCAGUGCUCUAUGGCGUCUUCCUCUACAUGGGUGUAGCCUCCCUCAACGGCAUCCAGUUCUGGGAACGCUGUAAGCUUUUCCUCAUGCCAGCCAAGCACCAGCCGGACCAUGCCUUCCUGCGCCAUGUACCCCUUCGCCGGAUCCACCUGUUCACCCUGGUGCAGAUCCUCUGCCUGGCACUACUCUGGAUCCUCAAGUCAACCAUGGCCGCCAUCAUCUUCCCAGUCAUGAUCCUGGGCCUUAUCAUUGUUCGAAGGCUCCUGGACUUGGUUUUCUCCCAGCACGACCUGGCCUGGAUUGACAACAUCCUCCCAGAGAAGGAGAAACAGGAGACAGACAAGAAGAAGAAGAAAAGGAAAGGGAUCCAUGAAAACCCUGACGAGGAGCCCCAGUUCCUUCCUCCCUCAGUCAUAAAGAUCCCCAUGGAAAGUGUCCCAUCUGAUCCCCAAAACGGUAUCCACUGCAUUGCCAGAAAAAGAUCUUCCAGUUGGAGUUACUCAUUCUGACUCUUCCUUCAGUGGCUCAGAACUGGAUCGAAGCAUCACCUUGCACUUCAAAAUCUCUUGUCCGGCUUCACCUGCUUUCAGCUACUCACGGAGUCCAGUCUUCAUGGUGCCGCAGGUGAAGAUAGAGAUGGAGUCCGACCUUGACUUCACAGACAAUGAGGACUGUGGGAG
Molecule: messenger RNA, 3628 nt
Organism: Peromyscus maniculatus bairdii (prairie deer mouse)
Lineage: Eukaryota; Metazoa; Chordata; Mammalia; Rodentia; Cricetidae
Gene: Slc4a5
Product: solute carrier family 4 member 5
Biological process (GO): monoatomic anion transport; regulation of intracellular pH; transmembrane transport
Cellular component (GO): plasma membrane
Molecular function (GO): sodium:bicarbonate symporter activity; solute:inorganic anion antiporter activity; monoatomic anion transmembrane transporter activity
Source: RefSeq, a predicted model, not a curated record